Molecule: messenger RNA, 1602 nt
Organism: Vicia villosa (hairy vetch)
Lineage: Eukaryota; Viridiplantae; Streptophyta; Magnoliopsida; Fabales; Fabaceae
Exons: 2
Coding region: 1-1602 (533 amino acids)
Biological process (GO): meristem maintenance; meristem development
Source: RefSeq, a predicted model, not a curated record
AUGGAUGACAACAUGAUAGAAGCCAGAGAAGAACUCAUCGUUUCACCAUCAUCCAGUAGAAACAAAACUCUUAGAGUUGGAUAUUUUCUGAAACCUUCCAUCCAAGAAUCUCGUGUUCUUCCACCCAAUAUUUCUAUUUCUUCUGAAACUAGCACAAAGCUGCCACUAGAAAUAAGAUAUAAUGGAUGGAGACCCCCCACAGAAGAAUGGAAAAAAUGGGUCAUAAAAUGGUGCUCCAAGACUAAUACAUUUGUUUUCCCAUGGGGAGAAUCAACCAUAACAUUGGAAGACACAAAGGUUUGUUUUGGUUACUCUCUUUUGGGCUCUUCUGUUUCUAACCCUAUUAUGAACAGUGAGCAAGUAAAAGCAGAAGAGGAGUUAAUGGAAGCAAGAAGAAUGUUUAAUAAGUCUAAAUCUAAAAAAGUAUAUCAGAGGGCAUGGAUGAUGUAUUUCAUGGAGAGUGAAAGCAAAGUGGAGCAUGCAGCUUUUUUGGUUUAUUGGUUAUCAAGGUUUGUUUUUCCUGCAGAUUCAUAUGAUACUAUUUUGAAAAGUGUUGUUCCUAUUGCAAUACAAUUAGCUCAUGGAAAUAGAAUAGCCCUUGCACCUGCUGUUUUAGCUAGUAUUUAUAGAGAUUUGAGUUUACUUAAUAGCGUCAUUACAAAAAAUACCACAACAACUAUGAAGAGUUUAAGAGUAACUAUUUGUUCUCCUUUUCAAUUGGUUCAAGUAUGGGCUUUAGAGAGGUUUUUAGCUCUUAAACCACGCCGUUAUACAAUAGGCCAUGGUUUACCAGAGGUGGCUAGAUGGGGUGGUGUUAAAGUAUUUAAAAAUAAAAACUUGAAAAAGGAAUUGGAUUGUGCAGGAUUUGGAAAUGGUUUUUUGUGGCAACCAUACGAGAAUUCACCAUGUGUUAAAGUUUAUAAUGAAAAAGAUAUGUGGAAAUGUUAUAAUCCUUAUUUAGAAGAAGAGCUACAUUCGUUUGGGAUGUGUUUGAGGGCCUGUGAGUUGGUUGGUAUGGGAUGUAGUGAGAAGUACUUACCACAUCGGGUCGCUAUGCAGUUUGGUAUGGAUCAAGACAUUCCCGAUAUUGUUGCUUUUUGUAAUAAAGAUCCUUGGGUGAGUUAUAGCCAGCCAAUAGCAUUGGUGGAUAUUGAUUUGAUCAUUCAAUUGUGCUCUAGCAAGCCUGGUGUUACUUCUAGAUACUAUGAUUGGUGGAAGCAAUCGAAAUCAAAUAAGGAAAGAGAUAACAAGAGAGUGAAGGUUGAGAAACAUGAAAGGGAAGGUUUUGAUAAAGAGGAUGAUUUGUUAGUUUAUGAAAUAUCAAGUUCUGAUGAAGAAGAUCAUUUGUUAGUUUAUGAACUAUUAAGUUCUUAUGAUGAAGUAGUUGAAAAUGGAAAGGCUUUAUCUAGUCAAGAAUUUGGUGCCUUUACAUCAUCAAAUGUGAGUGAAAUUAACAGUCAAUAUUGUGAUAGAAAUGGUGAAAAAGAGGAAUGUGUUAAUCCUAUUACAUUAGAUAUAGAAUUUGAUCUUGAAAAGAGGAUUGAAAAGCUUGAAAAAGUGAUAUGUGAGCUUAAAGAAGCAAGAUUUGGCCGUAGGCCAUAG